GUUGGCAGAAAGACUGGCGCAGGCCCAUCUGGGCAGCUAAUGAUCUACGUCCUGACCGAAAUACCAGCCGACACGGAAAUCUUCAAUACCUACGGGGAGUUCUCCAACGACAAGCUCCUUCAAGACUACGGCUUCGUGCUGGAGCAGAACGCUUUCAACACCGUCACGCUUGCAAGGAGCAUGUUGGCCCCUGGGCGGCGCUUUCGUCGUCAGCUACGCUUCGCCGCACAGCACGCGGCUGUUCUCGGCCUCACCCAGGCUGGCAGCGAGGAAGAGUCGGAGGAAGGCAGCGAAGAUGCGGAAAUGGGCAGCAGCCAGGAGCAAGGACUGGCCACCUUUUUUGAGCUCGACCGCGGGCCUCUGCCAAAAGCGUUGCGGGUGCUACUUGCAGUAUUGAGCCUGCCUACCUCCACUCUGGUCCGGGCACGUGCUGCGCCACCGGGG
Molecule: messenger RNA, 444 nt
Organism: Symbiodinium necroappetens
Lineage: Eukaryota; Dinophyceae; Suessiales; Symbiodiniaceae
Source: the annotation of a GenBank genome assembly